Trichoderma atroviride IMI 206040 is the source of this 4855-nucleotide messenger RNA. RefSeq lists its product as uncharacterized. NCBI's taxonomy places the organism in Eukaryota, Fungi, Ascomycota, Sordariomycetes, Hypocreales, Hypocreaceae. Gene Ontology annotation, cellular component: intracellular anatomical structure. The record is from RefSeq and is a predicted model, not a curated record. Gene Ontology annotation, molecular function: RNA binding; helicase activity; ATP binding.
UCGCUCCAUCUCAUGGCCGGUGGUAACAAGAAAAAGAAGAAGCCGGCAGCAAACCCAGCGAGAGGCUUUGCAACGACCUCUGUUGCGUCCAAACCUCGCUUGGAAGUGGUGGAUGUAGGAUUACAAUCCUCUUCAGGCGUCAACACUCCAAAGAAUGCCCCUCCAGCCGCCUCAGAAGUUACCCCACAAGCUUCAACGCCAGCCGAACAGCACAGCGAACGGGCACAAGCCAAGGAAGCUGUGCUCAGCCCCGAAGAGUUCGAACGACAGCUCGAAGAAUCCGAACUGCAGCUAUUUGUAGAAAAGUAUUCCCAGAAAGUGAAGCGAGAUGCACAGCGCCAAUGCUCCCGGCUCGAGACCGACCGACGCCUGCUUCGGAGCCAGGCAGAGACCAUCAAUACACCAAAAUGGCUACCCCGGGAGUUGAUGGACCACAUUCUCGAUCUGAUCAAGGCAGAAAGUCGCUUUUAUGCAUCUAGUUUGUCGUCUGAGAAUGCGGGGCCUGGAAAGAUGCCAUCUGAAGAAGAUUUAGUAUCACGCAUAUGGACCUUGCGGCAAGCUCUGUCUGGGGCAGCAUUUUCGGAGAGCGUUGUUGAGAGCACUAUACAACACAUUUUGGACAUCGCGCCAAAUAUCUCAUCUGCCCCUCGGGACUAUAUAUGGGGAUUAGAGGAAGCCCUGGAAUGGCUUGCUCGUGAAACCCCUCUCGAGGAGCUUCCUACGUAUGGGAAUAGGACCAAACCGAACCUUAAAGACUCUGCGGACAAUACAUCCGCAACUCCUUCUCGCACAGGCACUCCCAAACUGAUCGCAGCUGAAGCUGGCCGGAAUGAAAUAAGCAACACACCGAGUAACCGCCAGGGUAAAUCCCGUUCGCCCCCAAAGGCACCUAUCGCAACGUUCGAUGGCGAAAUUGAGCCCGAAGAGUUAAUACCAGAAUAUGUCGCUACGAAGAAAAAGCUACUCGAAUUGAGCCGUAUGGAGAAGAAAGGGCCGCAGUCCAAAUCCACCACGCAACAAGCCAAAGAUGACGAGACAGACUCGACAGUGGCCGUUCUGGAAUCCAAAUUGAAGAAAAUAGAAUCUGAUAUUCUUUUUGAUAAAUUCUUGGCAGAGCAGGAAUGGAAGAAGGAGAAGGUUGUCUUGGAAAAACAACUGGCUUUGGUCAGAAAGAACCCUGUUGUUGAUACAGAUAGCCAGCUCCACUCGGAAGAUCCUGCGUCUGAGGUCGCUGAAGAUGAUGAUAUCGCUGCUAUAGCUGAGAAAAUGGCUAAAGACAUCCUGGCUGAGAAUGCUGAAGAUGAUGAUAUUGCAGGCUUGUUUGAGUCUCUUCCACAAAGCGAGGUAAACCCGGCUACGGGGAAGCUCCAGACUGUGGUUAACUCUUCAGACGGUACCAAACUUUUCAUCCGAGAGUUUGCCAAAUGGACAGGCGUCACCCCGAAACGAAUAUUAGAAGAAGCCUGUCGCUCAAGGGAUCCUUCUGUUAAUAUUAGGUACACGGUUGUUUCCGAAGCUUCAUUUGCCAAUCGUCAUUCUGUGGAUAUUUUGUGGUCCAAGACACAGGAGCUUCCUCAUGUCAUUGCAAGCUCAGAUGUCGAGGCAACAAUUGAUCCCACGCAUUUCACAUUUACUAUGACUAAUGUCGCCACACCUGAUAUGAAGCAGUCAGAGGCUUAUAUCGCUACAGUGGCCCUGUUUCAUACAUUCAAUAGCAAUCCAAAGGAUGAAAAGGUCAACCUCAAACUUCAUCCUGUCUGGCGUGACUUCUGGUCUGAGAUGGCCGAAGCCAAGAAGUCCCAUCUCGACGCGCAGGAUCGACUGGUUGUGAAGCAAAUCAAAGCUCUUGUCCGCCAAAGACAGGACCAAGAGCUUGAAGAUGGCGUCGUUCUACAGGGUGCGUUCCGAGGUCGCAAUAAUGGCAAGGCCUCUUCAGAUGGAGUUGAAUCAGGGCACGCUGAGCGGACGAAGCACAUUGAAAUCGAUGAAAAUUUGAAGAAAAUGUGGGCCUUAAAGUCAAGUAGAAAGAAGUACGAGGCUAUGCUGCAAUCUCGAGUCCAGCUUCCAAUGUGGAAAUUCAAGGGCGAAGUUCUCAACGCUGUGGAUAAUAAUCAGGUGAUAAUAAUCUGCGGCGAGACUGGUUGCGGUAAAAGCACCCAGGUACCGGCCUUUUUGCUGGAGCAUGAACUGUCACAGGGUAAACAGUGUAAGGUUUAUUGUACAGAACCUCGUCGUAUAUCUGCCAUAUCUCUCGCCCGUCGAGUAAGCGAAGAGCUGGGCGAUGAGAAGGGCGACUUGGGGACUUCUAGAUCCCUUGUUGGCUAUUCUAUCCGCCUUGAAUCCAACACAUCCAAAGAAACACGGCUUGUAUAUGCCACCACCGGAAUUGUCAUGAGAAUGCUCGAAGGUUCCAACGAUCUCCAUGAAGUCACACAUUUAGUGCUUGAUGAGGUACAUGAACGCUCCAUUGAUAGCGACUUCCUUCUCAUUGUUCUUAAACGCCUCCUCAAACGCCGCAAAGACUUGAAGGUUAUUUUGAUGUCUGCGACUGUGGAUGCUGAGCGGUUUUCUGCAUAUCUAGAUGGCGCGCCUGUUCUAAAUGUUCCAGGAAGAACCUUCCCGGUGCAGGUCCGCUACCUAGAAGAUGCUGUUGAACUUACCGGCUAUGUUCCUAGCACGUCGGAAUCCGAUCGACUAGUUGAUCUCGAUGACGAUGCUCCUGAGGCGACUGAAGUAGAUGGCUUGAAAUCUGAGAUAGCACAGAGCCUCACUGGUUACUCAAACAGAACCAAGGCCGUUCUUGCUCAGAUGAACGAGUACCAGAUCGAUCUUGAUCUCAUUGUGGAACUCAUCGCUCGAAUUGCUACCGACGAAUCACUACAAGAGUACAGCAACGCAAUCUUGGUCUUUUUGCCCGGCAUUGCAGAUAUCAGAUCGCUAAAUGAUAUGCUAUUGGGAGAUCCUCGAUUCGCCCAGACUUCGCUUGUCUAUCCUCUCCACUCCACGAUUGCCAUGGAAGACCAGGAAGCAGCUUUUCUUGUACCACCCCAAGGGCUGCGAAAGAUUGUGUUAGCGACGAAUAUCGCUGAAACUGGUAUUACUAUUCCGGAUAUCACUUGCGUGAUCGACACAGGAAAGCAUCGUGAAAUGCGCUUCGAUGAGAAGAAGCAGCUUUCUAGGCUGAUUGAUACUUUCAUAUCGAGAGCAAAUGCCAAACAGCGUAGAGGACGAGCUGGCCGAGUGCAAAAUGGACUAUGCUUCCAUAUGUUUACUCGGUAUAGGCACGAUACUCUUAUGAGCGAUCAGCAAACUCCAGAGAUGCUUCGACUUUCCUUGCAAGACUUGGCCAUUCGAGUCAAGAUAUGUAAGAUAGGGGGCAUCGAGGAGACGUUGGGCGACGCUUUGGACCCCCCCUCAGCGAAGAACAUACGUCGCGCAAUCGAUGCGCUUGUGGAUGUUCGUGCUUUGACUGGCGCUGAAGAUCUUACACCACUUGGUUAUCAGCUGGCAAGAUUACCUCUGGAUGUUUUCCUAGGAAAACUCAUCCUAUUGGGCUCGAUUUUUAAAUGCCUGGAUAUGGCCAUCACUGUCGCUGCAAUUCUAUCAUCCAAAUCGCCGUUUUCUGCCACUUUCGGACAGCAACAGCAGGCAAAUAAUGCCAGGGCCGCUUUCCGUCGCGCAGAUUCGGAUGUGCUCACAACCUAUAACGCAUACUUGGCGUGGAAGAGAGUGUGCCAGUCGAGCGGGAACAUGGGUAAAGAAUUUCAAUUCUGCAGGAAGAAUUAUCUCAACCAGCAGACACUCACGAAUAUAGAGGAUCUGAAGGGUCAGCUUCUAACCUCUCUUGCUGACUCUGGGUUCUUGUCAUUGACAGAGGAAGAGCGACGGGGCCUCUUGAAGCUGCGAUAUUCUUCAGGUGGACGCGGCCGCCGUCAACAACAAUUCGUUGAUGUGCCUCAGCGAGUAAAUCUCAACAGCGAUAACGACUUGGUUUCGACUUCUGUUAUAGCAUGGAGCUUCUACCCUAAGCUUCUCGUCAGAGAUGCUCCGGGCUCGAAAGGACUUCGCAACAUAGGAAACAACCAGUCCAUAAGCCUUCACCCAACUUCGGUCAACCGUGCUCUGUUCGAUGUGAGAUGGCUGUCUUACUACACCAUAAUGCAAACGAAAUCGGUUUACCGCGCACAGGAGACCAGCGCGACAGAGCCCUUCGCGAUAGCACUACUGUGUGGUGACGUGCGCUGCGAUCUCUAUUCCGGCGUUAUAGUAUUGGACGGAAACAGGGGUCGUUUUGCCAUCCCUGAUUGGAAGACGAUGCUCGUUAUCAAAGUGCUGCGUACGCGACUGCGCGAGCUGCUUAACAGAACUUUCAGGCAACCAGGGAAACUGCUCACAGCACAGCAGGAGAAAUGGUUCGACGUGUGGCAACGUCUGUUUUCCCAGGAUUUCAAUCAAGACAAGACUGUAGGCACCGUGAGCCUAUAACCUUUUGGCCUGAGUAGGCAUCUUCUUUUUCUUCUUCUCUUCACUGGCUGGGUAAUGGACUCGGCUUGCAGCUUUCAGACGCAAAAUUAGAAACAGUGGGACACCACACUGGAGGUUAUCAGGAUAGGCAUGUCCGUCUAGGCGAAACGGUUAGAAUCGCGAUUUACAUCGAAAGUAGGAACAAAGGUAGUGCCUGGUUUAGGCACGCGGUAGAUUUGAUUCUAUCAUAUAAAUAGGAGAAUUACUAUGACUCCUUGUUGCGCACAUACAUGUAAAUAAUGUGUACCAUAUCAGAGCUAAGCUAAGAAUUGUAGUAGGGUAUAUAGAUACUGUAAUAUAACGCGCGGUUACGGGUACCCGAGCAUUAAAA